GAGAACGACGGGGCCGCCACGGGGCUGCACCGCGCAGCCCCCGCGCCGCCCUGGAAGGCCCUGGAAGGCCCUGGAAGGCCGUCCGGGCCGCGCGGCACGUGAGACGCGAGCCCGGCCCCCGAGCAGCGCGCGCACCACGGCGCUGGGCGUCGCGUGACUCGGCCCGGGCGCGCGGGGUGAGCGGCCGCCCGCGCCACUUCCGACGCAGCCCUAGGUUCAGGUUCCGGGGCGCGUCGGAGCGCGGGCGCCUGGCCGGCCGCGCGCGCGGGCGCGUACAGCGGCCGGGAUGGAGGAGGCCGCGGCGGGGGUGGCCGCGAACGGGGAGGCCGAACUGAACUGGUCCCGCCUCAGCGUGUCCCCGGAGACGCUGGAGUCGGAGCUGGAGGCGCGGGGCGAAGAGCGGCGGGGUGCGCGGGAGGCGCUGCUGCGACUGCUGCUGCCCCACAACCGUCUGGUGUCGCUGCCGCGGGCGCUGGGCAGUGGCUUCCCGCACCUCCAGCUGCUGGACGUGAGCGGCAACGCGCUGACCGCGCUCGGGCCAGAGCUGCUGGCGCUGCGCGGCCUGCGCACGCUGCUGGCCAGGAACAACCGCCUCGGAGGGCCCGGCGCGCUGCCCAAGGGCCUGGCCCAGUCCCCGCUCCGCCACAGCCUCCAGGUGCUCAACCUCAGCGGCAACUGCUUCCAGGAGGUGCCCCCCUCGCUGCUGGAGCUGCGCGCGCUGCAGACCCUCAGCCUGGGCGGCAACCAGCUGCAGAGCAUCCCGGCGGAAAUCGAGAACUUGCAGAGUUUAGAGUGUUUGUAUCUUGGAGGAAACUUCAUCAAAGAAAUCCCACCCGAAUUAGCAAAUUUACCUUCUCUGAAUUACUUGGUAUUAUGCGACAACAAAAUCCAAAGCGUGCCUCCUCAACUCUCCCAGUUGCACUCACUUCGUUCCCUCAGCCUCCACAAUAACUUGCUGACCUAUCUGCCUCGAGAGAUCCUCAACCUUAUUCAUCUGGAAGAAUUGAGUUUACGAGGAAAUCCACUGGUUGUUCGUUUUGUUAGAGAUUUAACCUAUGACCCUCCAACUCUCCUAGAAUUGGCUGCACGGACCAUUAAGAUCCGAAAUAUUCCCUAUACUCCCUAUGAUCUUCCUGGAAACCUUCUGAAAUAUUUAAGUUCAGCUAGCAACUGCCCAAACCCAAAGUGUGGAGGAGUCUACUUUGACUGCUGUGUCAGACAAAUUAAGUUUGUGGACUUUUGUGGGAAGUAUCGCCUCCCAUUGAUGCACUACUUGUGUUCGCCAGAAUGCUCCUCCCCUUGCAGUUCUGCCUCCCACAGUUCCACAUCCCAGAGCGAAUCUGACUCAGAAGAUGAAGCCAGUGUCGCUGCACACAGGAUGCAGAAAGUUCUGCUUGGCUAAAAGGGAGACCAGAAUGGGGUGAAAUACUAACAACACUGUCUAAAAGUGGUUAGAAAAGAAAAUGAGUCUUAGAAUUCACUAGAAACCUUACCUUCAUCAUGAGUGUCUGUAAAGGAGUCAGGCAUGUUGUAAAAGACUGUUUCAUCUGCCCCUACAGCAGGAAUGAGUCAGUUCCAUGUGUGGAUUCUUUGAAUUGAGUACACUGUGAAUGGUAAUUCCAGAUUUGGCUGGUUGUGAUUUUGACUCAAGUUUUGAAUGAAUCACAGCAGAAAGGUGCAUUCUUAAGAGUAGUGCCGGCAAAAGCCAUGAAUUCUGUAACUUGUGACAGUGGAGGUAAAGAAAUGGUGCUGUUAGAGUUAGCCUGAGGUUUAGGUUGAACACUAUAUUGUAAACAGGAUUUACCCUCUAAUUUUGCCCAUAUGUACAGAGUACAUAUAGCCGUUCCAGUAAACUCAGAGAUUAUAUAGGACCUAAACCUUUGUGACCAAUUAGCUUGUUUUUAAAUUAGCUGUUGAAAUUCUUCAGUACUUCUCCUUUGUUCUUUAUGAUUAUUAUCAAUCUUAGAUAAUUCAGCGAUGGCUUUAAUAGUGCCUUACUCCUAGCAAGAAUAAAGAAAUUUCUUCAAGAAAUAAUGCCAGAGCAAACUGUACCCUGACAUACCAUGCAGGGCGCCAUACAAUAUGCUUUAACAGGAUAAACUGCUUUUAGCGGCUGAGCUCAUAGCCACCUUCACUGCAUUUUUUGUUGGUUUGUUUGUAUAAACUUGCAGUGCCCCCUUUUAAACAUACUGCUUUUAUACUUAAUGGGAGGUCAUGAUCUUGACCAAUCUGUACAUUGUAGGAUAGUUUUUAACAGAAAAAUGUAGAAGAGAUGUGAGCUAGGAAAACUGCUUUAGAUGUUCAUUAAACGAAUGGGAAAAAGUUUUUAACAGUCAAAUAUAACUCCUUUAUUGUCUACUGAACAAAUUCGUGUAACUAGAAAAAUAAGACAAACACAGUUUGGAACAGAAGCCAUUGUGUUUUGUACAAUAGAAAAAUUUCCAAAACUAGUUUAGUCAUGGAAUAAGUUUUGAGAAUAAAAUACUGGUAAAAUAUUAAAAAUAUAUGCUAAAUGUAUCAUAUCUUAGAAGGAUGACAGAAAAAUAGUUCCACAGAUUAGUUUUAGAAAUUAAUUUUUAUUCACUAGUUUACUGUUCAGUGAAAUUGAAUAAUAGUAUAGCUGUAAGCUGGAAUUAUAAAAUACACCGGCUUUCUAGGAGUUAUGAAGUAGCCAGCUUGUAGUAGCAUGAUGGCCAUUGGCCAGCUGUGUGUCAACACAUUAAUCUCUUUUCUAUGGUGGUGCACACUAUUUCAAAAGCAGAUUACUGUAUAAUAAAAUGGUAUAUAUGUG
Ochotona princeps (American pika) is the source of this 2791-nucleotide messenger RNA. RefSeq names its product leucine rich repeat containing 58 (gene LRRC58). Gene Ontology annotation, molecular function: protein binding. Lineage: Eukaryota; Metazoa; Chordata; Mammalia; Lagomorpha; Ochotonidae. The record is from RefSeq and is a predicted model, not a curated record. The transcript has 4 exons. Bases 287 to 1402 code for a protein of 371 amino acids.